CCGCCGGCCAUGGAGAAGACGGAGGUCGCGGCGGUGGCGGCGCCUGGCCCCGAAAGGCUAGAUUCCGAUGGAAACGCACGGAAGCGGGCAGAGAGUAGCGACCGAGACCGCGACGAGGCCGACAGCGAUCUCAUCAGCAAGCUCCCCGCCGACAUGCUCGCCGUCAUCAUCUCCCUCCUCCCCACCAAGGACGCCGGCCGCACGCAGGUACUGUCCCGCCGGUGGCGCCCCCUGUGGCGCGCCGUGCCUCUCAACCUCGACGCCCGCGCCAAACUCCCCGGAAGUCCAGCACACGCCCACACCGUCCCCGUUUCCGCCGUCUCCACGAUCAUCUCGCAACAUCCUGGCCCCGCCCGGCGGUUCUCGUUCACCGGCUUCCACGCCGGCGACUUCGACGCCGAGAUGGAGAGCUGGUUCCGCUCCCGCGCGCUCGACAAACUCGAGGAGCUCCAUCUGUGCUGCCACACUAGCAUCGAUUCAUCAUCUGGGCUGCCUGAACACAGCCAACGUCUGCCGCUAUCCGCGCUCCGCUCUGCCUCCACCCUCCUCGUUACCAGGAUCACCGGUUGCUCUUUUCCUACCGAUAUGCCGUCCAUGAAUUUCCCUGUCCUCGCGCAGCUCACUUUGCUCUACGUUUUAAUCCCUGGGGACGUCUUCCACGGCUUGCUCUCUAGCUGCCAUGCCUUGGAGAGCUUGUACAUAUCCGGAGUUUCUGCUACUGCUGGUCGCCUCCUUGUUACCUCGCCGACUCUAAGGAGCAUUGCCUUCCAUCAUUGGCCUAGUGCAAAAGCUGCCCAACUGGUCAUCGAGGAUGCUCCUCACCUUGUAAGGUUACUAAUACCUUACGAUUCCCAAUAUGCUUGUGUGACUAUCCGGGUAAUCAGCGCACCUAAGCUCGAGAUAUUGGGCCCUUUUUUUCCCGUCCUCUCCAACCUCAUCGUCUCACAGGGAAUAAGCCCAGUCAGCUCCGCAAACUGGACCCGCAGUGUGAAGGUUUUGGCUCUCAGGUCUUCUGGCUUUGCAUUGCACGCAGUUCUUAAUAUCCUCAGGUGGUUCCCCUCUUUGGAAAAGCUAUAUGUCAUUUUUCGACCACACAAAUACAUUGAGAUGGAUAAGGAGGAUGACCCUCUGUAUGACCCACUACAUCCAAUCGAAUGCCUUCAGGCCCAUUUGAAACUUGUGGUAUUCAAGUCAUUUGUAGGCAAUGAGAAGCAGGUUAACUUUGCCAGGUUCUUUGUUUUGAACGCAAAAGUGGUAAACCGAAUUGAAUUUGAACUCUUCAAGUACAAGAGUGAAUCGGUGGCUUAUCAGCACCAGCUGCUACAAGUGGAAAAAAGAGCUUCUCGGGGUGCUGAAAUUCAAUUUAGGAAUCAACCAGCUUGUAGUGAUCUCGAUGCCAGCAAGCAUAUCCAUGAUUUGUCAGUGGCCGACCCCUUCAGAAAUUGUCAAAAUUGGGUUCAUGCCUGAAGAUUGCACUGUCUUGUGCUCAUUUUGUAGACGCGGUUGAUAUAUGAAGGUAGCAUUAUCUAUUGCCUAUGCCUGAUUUCUUUCUGGUCUGGAGUUCCAAUGUAAUUUGAGUAACUUAUGAAGUCACCCGGGUUAAUAUCGCACAAGAUGCUUUUUAGAUGCAAAAUGAGUUGGCUGGAAAGUUCUAAUGGUGGGGAAUGCAAAGAAGUUAUGGACAAAAUGUUGUAGCUGGGAGGGAAUUGGCUAAACCCAGCUGGUAUGAAUCGCUUCCUGAUGCUAUUACCGCGACAGGAGAAAGUUUGAUUGCCUUAUCCUGACUGAACUGUGGAAAACAAGAAAGAAAACACAGCAGCCAUCCAAUUGAUCCUGAACUAAGUAUUUGAGCUUAGUUCCUUUGAUUUAUGUUAUACAAGCCGUGAGGCAAACAUUGCUAAACAGUGUUCCAGCAGGAUGUGCCUGGAGUACCCGGGUGCUGGUGUUCUUAUCUCCGUGUAUUCAUGAUAACUCUUGUAAUGUUUUCUUAAGUAAUGUUGCUACCAAAACACAUGUUUCUAUUGAGAAUUGUAUCGCCUUUUCUAAUAUAUAUAUAUAUAUACAAAAGCACAAAAGCUUUUAUUUGAUGUUC
Messenger RNA from Lolium rigidum, 2092 nucleotides. Its product is annotated as F-box/FBD/LRR-repeat protein At5g53840-like. NCBI's taxonomy places the organism in Eukaryota, Viridiplantae, Streptophyta, Magnoliopsida, Poales, Poaceae. Gene Ontology annotation, molecular function: protein binding. The record is from RefSeq and is a predicted model, not a curated record. Bases 10 to 1467 code for a protein of 485 amino acids. The transcript is spliced from 3 exons.